AUGAAGCUCUCCUUCUCUCUGUCUUCUUCCAAAUCCUCUUCCUCCACUCGUACCCUACCCACUGGAACCGGAAGGGAUGGCGUCGGCGGGCAGCAGGAGCACCCGGCGGCGUCCGGCAGGCUCGAAUUCGUCACCGAAUUCGACCCCAACUUAACCCUAGCCGCUGAUUCUGCUGUCGCCGCAUCAAUCGCGCCCCUGGCCAACACCGAUACAUGGAGGGCCCCCAAGCGCAUGAAGAAUCUUCUCCCGCCGCCGUCAUCCGAUCUCGAAUCGACCUCGGCAGCGGUUGCCACCCGUUUCGAGCUCGACACCUCCCAGACCGACUCCAGCAACGCCACCUACGGCCUUAUUCUUCGUGGAGGCGGUGAUGGCAGGGAUAGAGGCGAUCUUGGAAUGGACACCGAUCCGGAAGUUGUGGGCGUCCGGCCGGAGCCUGCUCUCUCGGCGGAACAGAAGUUGCGGGAAGACAUUGAGAAGCUACCAGAGGACCGUGGGUUCGACGAGUUUGAGGACAUCGCUGUGGAGGACUUCAGCAAGGCCCUCCUUGCGGGGUACGGAUGGAAGGCCGGUCAGGGAGUUGGGAGGAACGCCAAAGAGGAUACCAAGGUGAGGGAAUACCAGAGGUGGGCGGGCAAUGGUGGGCUUGGGUUCAAACCCGAAGUGCCCGUGGAGAAGGGUCGGAAGAAGGGCCGUGAUGACUUACCCCCAGUUCCUCCACCGGCGAGCUCCCGCAGCUCUGGGUCCAGCGGAGUUGAUAAGAAAAGUAAAAUCGUCAGGGUCAUUGCUGGAGAGCAUGCCGGUAUGAAGGCUGAGGUUCUGCGGAGUUCGAGGCAUUCCCUUGGAUUGGUUGUUCUGCAUCUACUAGGGGGCGGGUCGGAGGUGAGUGUUCCAGAAGAAGUGAUUGCUGAGUUGGGUUCAGUGGAGGAGAAGAGGUUCCUAAGGAAGCAGAAGGAGGCUGAGGAUCGAGUAGGAAGGAGGAGUCAUGGGAGAAGUACAGAAAACGGGAAGGAUGAUAAAAUGAAACGCAAGAGCAGUAAUAAAGACAGAGACGAGAGAGCCAACAGUCGGGACGGUAAACACGACAGGAGUGAGAGUCGCCAAUCGAGCGAGGGCAGGAAAGAGGAGGGCCCGGUUCGCUGGCUUAGAAGUCACAUCAGAGUUAGAGUUAUCAGCGAAGAUUUGAGGCGUGGGAAACUGUACUUGAAGAAGGGCAAAGUCGUGGAUGUGGUUGGGCCGAUGACCUGCGACUUAUCAAUGGAUGAGAGUGGGGAGCUACUGCAGGGAGUAGAUCAGGAGAUGCUCGAAACUGUGUUGCCUAGGUCUGGAGGCCCUGUUCUUGUGCUGUUCGGGAGGCAUAAAGGGUGUUUUGGGACGUUGAUGGAGAAGGACUCAGAGAAGGAAACAGCGGUUGUACGGGAUGCUGAUAGCCAUGAACUGAUCAAAGUUCGCCUGGAGCAGAUUGCAGAGUACGUAGGGGAUCCCAGCGUCCUUGGUUAUUAA
Messenger RNA from Spirodela intermedia, 1500 nucleotides. The record is from the annotation of a GenBank genome assembly. NCBI's taxonomy places the organism in Eukaryota, Viridiplantae, Streptophyta, Magnoliopsida, Alismatales, Araceae.